This is a messenger RNA of Xiphias gladius (swordfish), 5423 nucleotides long. RefSeq names its product leucine rich repeat containing 7 (gene lrrc7). The coding region runs from base 26 to 5008 and encodes 1660 amino acids. Gene Ontology annotation, cellular component: postsynaptic membrane; adherens junction; postsynaptic density. Gene Ontology annotation, molecular function: protein binding. Gene Ontology annotation, biological process: neurotransmitter receptor transport, endosome to postsynaptic membrane; neurotransmitter receptor transport postsynaptic membrane to endosome. Lineage: Eukaryota; Metazoa; Chordata; Actinopteri; Istiophoriformes; Xiphiidae. The record is from RefSeq and is a predicted model, not a curated record. The transcript is spliced from 33 exons.
GGAUCCGCCACCAGCAGCCUGACAGAUGGAUAACUACUCGACUUUACAACUGCAGUGUCUGGAAAUGACCACUAAGCGGAAGCUGAUUGGCCGGCUGGUGCCGUGCCGUUGUUUCCGGGGCGAAGAGGAAGUGAUCUCAGUGCUGGACUACUCCCACUGCAGCCUGCAGCAGGUCCCCAAAGAAAUCUUCAGCUUCGAGAGAACUCUGGAGGAGCUCUACCUAGAUGCCAACCAGAUUGAGGAACUACCCAAGCAACUCUUCAACUGCCAGGCCUUGAAAAAGCUGAGCAUGCCUGAUAACGACCUGUCCAACCUGCCCACCACCAUUGCCAGCCUGGUCAACCUCAAAGAGCUGGACAUCAGUAAAAAUGGUAUCCAGGAGUUUCCAGAUAAUAUAAAAUGCUGUAAAGGUCUGUCUGUGGUGGAGGCCAGUGUCAACCCUAUCACCAAACUCCCAGAUGGUUUUACGCAGCUCCUGAAUCUGACCCAGCUCUUCUUAAAUGAUGCCUUCCUGGAGUAUCUGCCUGCUAACUUUGGCAGACUCUCCAAACUACGGAUCCUUGAGCUGAGAGAGAACCACCUGAAAACCAUGCCAAAGUCCAUUCACAGACUGACACAGUUGGAGAGGUUGGAUCUGGGUAGCAAUGAAUUCUCUGAGCUGCCAGAGGUGCUGGAACAAAUCCACAACUUAAAGGAGCUGUGGCUGGAUAACAACUCUCUACAGUCUAUACCAGGGUCGAUAGGGAAGCUUCGUCAGUUGCGAUACUUGGACUUAGCUAAGAAUCGCAUUGAGACGCUGGACACGGAAAUUUCAGGCUGUGAGGCCUUAGAGGACCUGCUGCUGUCCUCCAACAUGCUGCAGCACCUUCCUGACUCUAUAGGAAUGUUGAAGAAGUUGACAACACUGAAGGUAGACGACAACCAGCUGACCUCACUGCCUAACACAAUCGGGAGUGCGAAGCCCAAGCAAGGUCUGUCUCUGUUGGAGGAAUUGGACUGUAGUUGUAACGAGCUGGAGUCGUUGCCUCCCACCAUCGGCUACCUGCACAGCCUGAGGACCUUCGCUGCCGAUGAGAACUUCCUCACAGAGCUGCCCCGGGAGAUCGGUAACUGUAAGAACGUGACGGUAAUGUCACUGCGGUCCAACAAACUGGAGUUUCUUCCUGAUGAGAUUGGUCAGAUGACCAAACUACGAGUCCUCAACCUUAGUGACAACAGGUUAAAGAAUCUACCGUUCACCUUCACUAAGCUGAAGGACCUGGCAGCUCUGUGGCUUUCUGACAAUCAGUCCAAGGCUCUGAUCCCUCUGCAGACAGAAGCCCACCCAGAAACCAAACAGAAGGUUUUGACCAACUACAUGUUUCCUCAGCAACCGCGACAUGAUGAGGAUUACCAGUCGGACAGCGACAGCUUUAAUCCUACUCUGUGGGAGGAGCAGAGACAGCAGAGGAUGACUGUGGCCUUUGACUUUGAGGACAAGAAAGAAGAGGAGGACAACUCUGGGAAGGUCAAGGUGGAGAUAAACCUGAAGCGCUACCCAACACCCUACCCCGAGGACCUUAAGAACAUGGUCAAGUCCGUGCAAAGCCUUGUGGGCAAAAGCGUGCACGCCGGACACGGGCACCAGCACCAGCUGAGCACAGGCACCGCCACCUCAGCAGGAACCAACAUGGAGCACACACACCUCAGCAAAGAACCGUAUGAGCCACCGUGGCCCCUGCCACCUAAAGAGGUGACAGACAGAGAGAUGCAGGACUUCUCUCAGUCUCAGCUAAUGGAUCAGGGAUCGAUGCAUAACUCUGGCAUCGACAUUCCCAAGAGGAAAGACAAAGAGGAUCUGACAGAGAGUUCAGAGGACUCGAUGGGCGGCUCCCCCAAUGACAUCCGUAUCUCUGACAUGAGGCCCACCCUGGUGGAGCCCCCGAUGUACAAGCCCAAGGUGGUACUGCUGGGCAAAGAGAAGAAAGAAUCUACAGAUGAGGAGAUGGAUAAGCUCCACUGUCUGAACCACAGCGGCUCCUCGGCCACCUACUCCGACUACUCUCCCUCGCAGGGCUCCUCUGGCUCCUCCAACCCGCCCGCCAACGCACACUCACACACACUCUCUCACACACACCCACACACUCCCGCCCUGCCGGCCCCCAGCAAGGACCAAGCCCCUCAGACACACUGGACCAACAGACUGGCUCAGUCGUUCCCUAAGCCUAUUGACUCCAAGCCGCUGCUAUCUCAGAGAGAAACCCCUCCAUCAGGAACCCUGCAGCAGCGUGGGGACCGACGCCCGCUCAGCGAGCCUUUCGACUGGUCUGAGGCUCCUCACUAUGACAACACGGGUUUCGAUGCUGAGGAGUCUCCUCUGGACCCUCCGUCAUCCACUGCCAGUCAGGGAAACCCCCCACUGGGCUCCAAACCCCGCAGCCAGUCGACACACGGGCGGCGCCCACUCCUCAGGCAAGAGCGAAUCGUGGGAGUCCCUCUGGAGCUGGACACCCAGACGCUCCCCUUCCACAGCAAUCAACGCUCCACGCCGGACAACGACCCACAGUCCUCUGCACCUCCCCAGAAUCCUUGGCAGAAUUGGACCCGAACCCCCAGCCCGCUGGAGGACAGAACCGCUUUCCCCUCCAAGCUGGACCUGACGCCCACCUCCAGCCCCAACCCUGACCGCAAGGAUCUAGACUCAAGACUGGAACAAGGAGCAGGGCCUUUGCCCGGCAGCUGGACGUACCACGACAAUCAGGGGGAGCAGAGCAGGAAGGAUCAGCUCAGUGUCAGCGGGGGCAACAAGGUGACGGUGGUGAUGAGUAAAAGCUCGGACCGCCUGUCCCCCAUGAUGAAAGAGACGAGGUCCAAGUUUAAGAAGUCACAGAGCAUUGAUGAGAUUGACAUUGGCUCCUACAAGGUCUACAGUAUUCCCAUGGACAGCUACAGUUCGUCCAUUGAGCAGCAGACCAGUUUGGACCGUCCGGAACUGCCCGGGUCCAUGGAGCCGACCAGCAUGGCUCGAUCGCAGUCUGCCCCCAUGUUAGACGAUGAGCUGGGCUUCCCGGGACAUGGAGCCGGCAACCAGAACCAGCUAGGACAGAACCACAAACCUGCUAUCCCACAGAAAGCCUACCACUUCGACCAGAACUACAAUCCCCAGGUGACCAUGGACCGUCGGGUCCCCCCCCCCUUUCCCAACACACCAGAUUAUAUCAACCAUGCAUCGAAGGCCUUGGAGUACCUAAAUCAGCCAGGGAAGACAUUACCGAAGGAGUUAGUGAGCCCUCGGUAUCGUGCGUAUCCACCACUGGAGAUGUUUUCUUUUCCCCAAUCGCCAAUCAACCAGGAUGGACUGCCCAGCCAGCAGCAGCAGCCAAUCCCAACACAGCGCUCCAGGCCAGGGUUUCUGAGGAGAGCGGAUUCACUGGUGAGCUCUACAGAGCUCGCUUUGUUCCGCAGAGUCCAUGAAGCCCAGCAGGAGGCGCUGCAGGAGGCUCAGUACAGACAGCAGGCGGACCCUCCUCUUUAUGGUCGGGCUCUUGCCUACUCCACCCCCAUGGAGCACUCUGCUCUCGCCAACAUGGCCGACAGCCAGAGCCAGAUGCUGCACAGCAAGAGAAAUGGUCGCUAUGAUGAUGACUAUCCCACCUACCAGGAACAGAAGAAGCCCAUGAUUGGUUAUCCAACUAAGAGCCUGACUCAGCGCCGUCCCCUGUCCGCCAGGAGCUACAGCACUGAGACCUACGGAGCAUCUCAGGCCCGUCCAGUGUCAGCUCGUCCCACCAUGGCCGCCCUGCUGGAAAAGAUGCCCCCAGACUACACCCUGGCCACCUGCCCUGAGAAACCACCUGACGACACCAUCAAAGUAAGACCUGUCGCACCACAGAAACCCGAAGACAUCACCUCCAAGAUGCCUGCCGAUUGGAGGCAACAGCUACUCAGGCACAUAGAGGCCAAACGAUUGGACAGGAGUGGUGUCCUAAAGCACAACACGCUCACGCUGGGCAUGCUCUGUCAGGGCGGGGGUCACGGCCAGGGGCGCAGCAGCACUUUGAACUUUAACCUUUACAAUAACACUAAGCAUGAGCCCCCUGCUGGCCGCUGGCUGCCACUACCUCCUCCUCCACCUGCUAACGCUACCCCCUCUCAGCAGGCUGCCAUGCUGGAUAAUGACCAGGAGGGGGUGUCAGGGAGCAACCAGUGGGUUCCCUACUCGCUUGGCAGGAGGGACGUCCCACCUGACAACCUCAUGAAAAAGGGCACCCACUCCCACAACGCUUCCCACCAAUCACACAACACCAUGAUCGUCACCUCCUCCUCCUCCUCCUCGGCCGCCACGCCUCACCGUGUGGUCGGGCAGCAGGGCUACGACGGGAUGAUGAACAAGGGGGGCCAAUACCAACCGGGGAUGCCCCUGUCAGUGGUUCCCUCUGGGGGGCCUGGGCAGUACCAAGGCAACAUGUCUCAAGCCCUUCCCAACCCUGGUCAGGCUUACCCCAGCACCGGGCUGCCCAUGGCCAUGUCCCCAUCCGGCAACCAGCCCCAGUACAACCCCCACACCUCCCACACCUCCCAUCAGCCCUCCCUCCCUGCCACCAACCCCCAGUACCACGGCAACCAGGGCAUGGUCCAUAGCAACCAGGUGGUCAUGACCACCCACACUAACCCACGGCCUCAGAGCGCUCGCUGCCUGUUGCAGACUAAAGGCCAGAAGAGUACGGACGGUUUCCAGGAACAGGUAUCUUUGUGUGUGAGAAUAGAGAAGAACCCUGGCCUUGGUUUCAGUAUCUCUGGUGGCAUCAGUGGCCAGGGGAACCCUUUCAAACCCUCCGACAUGGGUAUCUUUGUUACUAGGGUACAGCAUGACGGGCCCGCCGCCCCCGCCCUGCAGCCUGGAGACAAGAUACUGCAGGCUAACGGACAUAGUUUUUUACACAUGGAGCACGAGACAGCCGUCUCUCUGCUGAAGAGUUUCCAGCGGACGGUGGACUUGGUGGUUCUGAGGGACAGCAGCAUGCGCUAAAAAGUAGUUUUAUAACAAACAAACAAACAAACAAACAAACACAACACGGCUUCUUUUUCUCUGCUCAUCGCCAUCCCGCGCCACCCCACCUGUCCUCCGCUGGAGGCUUGUGGAACUGAAACGUGAGCCGCCUUUUUUUUACCUUUUUAGGGGAACACACAGACAUUUAUUUGCCUAUUGCUGGACCAAAGGCAAAUACUAGUGCCAAAUGUACCGUAGGAAACAUAUCGGCUCUUCUGUCUACCGACGGUCAGGGACCUGAUCGGCGGCUGGAUGGACCACAGGAGGACUCUCAACCUGGAGUCCCUACAGGGCUGCUGCAGUUUGGAUUUCUUGGUUGGUUUGUUAAUUAGGCAGUCAUUUGAUCGGCCAGUCUGAGUAGUUUGUUUUUAUAGGGUUCUGGGGUAUUUUUGCU